GCCGAUUUCCCAGCCAGGAAGCGAAUGCGGAGCAAACAUGGCGUCGGCCGUUCUUUCGCUGAGUACGCGGGCAGCAGCCCUCCUGAGUCCCACGGCACCCGCAGCUCUCGCUGUCAGAUACGCAUCCAAGAAGACAGGCGGCAGCUCUAAGAACCUUGGUGGCAAAUCACGAGGCAAACACUAUGGCAUCAAGAAAAUGGAAGGUCACUACGUUCAUGCUGGCAACAUCCUUGGGACUCAGCGUCAGUUUAGAUGGCACCCAGGCGCCCAUGUGGGGCUUGGGAAGAACAAAUGUCUCUACGCCCUGGAAGAAGGGAUAGUCCGCUACACCAAAGAGGUCUACGUGCCCAGUCCCAAAAACUCAGAGGCUGUGGAACUGGUCACCAGUCUUCCCAAGGGGGCUGUGCUCUACAAGACUUUUGUCCACGUGGUUCCUGCCAAGCCUGAGGGCACCUUCAAACUGGUGGCCAUGCUUUGAAGGCCUGCUGAGACCACUGGAUGGAGACUGGAGCCCAGGUCACAGGAGCAAGUGAGAACAGAGGUCAAGGGUCAGGGUGAGGACAAGGUCUCCACGGAAGAGGCCUGUUGGAUGGUGACUCUGCAGGAGUCUUUGUGCUGUGACUACUGGAAACUCUUUGUGGCACGAGCAUCAAUAAAGCUGGCUGGCCAGGACAGCCAAGGCUACACAGAGAAACCCUGUCUUGAAAAACCAAAAAUAAAUAAAU
This is a messenger RNA of Acomys russatus (golden spiny mouse), 725 nucleotides long. RefSeq names its product mitochondrial ribosomal protein L27 (gene Mrpl27). Gene Ontology annotation, biological process: translation. Gene Ontology annotation, cellular component: mitochondrial large ribosomal subunit; ribosome. Bases 38 to 478 code for a protein of 146 amino acids. The transcript is spliced from 4 exons. The record is from RefSeq and is a predicted model, not a curated record. NCBI's taxonomy places the organism in Eukaryota, Metazoa, Chordata, Mammalia, Rodentia, Muridae. Gene Ontology annotation, molecular function: structural constituent of ribosome.